AUGGACCGUGGGAAAGAAUAUGUUGACCAGUUGGUGUGGCGGCUCAUGAAAGUCUCGGCACCGAAGGUCAUGGUCCUCCUUGUCCUCACGACCAUAUGGUCUAUGGAUAGCUUGCCAGAAGAGCUGAACCUUCAGGCGUUGGAGAGGCUACAGUGGUGCGAAUUCUUUGCUGGCCAAGCAGAGGCAACAAAGGCCUUCAAGGCCAACCGAUUCACAACAGCUGACCUCUUGUACAUGAACGCAGCCCCUGGAAAACAAAACCCUAUGGAUAUUUGUUCAGAUGCAGGCUUUGUGACUGCAAUCGCCACAGUACUUAUGGAGGAUGACAUCACUGGGCGGUUAUGCCACUUUGGCCUCAAGUGUGCAAAAUUUACAACCAUCAAUACCGGGACGAGUGGACGUUCAGCCUGCUCGGCCAUUGGCAACCUUCAUCACCGUAGUGUAUUGGAAGGAAAUCGGAUGGCAAGUCGGGUUGUACUAUUGAUCCUCCUCGUUGUAUGCUGCAACGGUACGUUCUUACUGGAACAGCCUGCGCAAAGCUUUCUUGAAUACUACCCGCGCUUUCGUGACUUGCUAGAAGCUUUGGCAUCGACUGGUGGUCGGCACUGUGUUCCUCGUCUUUUAUAUUAG
Durusdinium trenchii is the source of this 630-nucleotide messenger RNA. The record is from the annotation of a GenBank genome assembly. Lineage: Eukaryota; Dinophyceae; Suessiales; Symbiodiniaceae.